Messenger RNA from Carica papaya (papaya), 1665 nucleotides. RefSeq lists its product as uncharacterized. The record is from RefSeq and is a predicted model, not a curated record. Lineage: Eukaryota; Viridiplantae; Streptophyta; Magnoliopsida; Brassicales; Caricaceae. Gene Ontology annotation, cellular component: membrane; cytoplasm.
GGGAGUUUAGAUAAGACCCUGUACUCGCUUUGGCUUAUUUUCAGCCACCAAAACUGAAAAUUGAACGGUAGUAAAAUGAGAAGCGAAUGAAUGAGAAAGCGAGUAUAGGUAUAUCGUACCGUCAAGCGAGUAGCGAUUGACCUAACGGAAGCAAAUCCCCAAUUUUCCACCGUGACGGUUUUAUACCCCACGAAAGAAGCAGAAGUCUUCUAUCUUUCUGUUCGUCAGAGUUCUAAAACCCCAGAAAACCCCAUAGCCAGAAGCUCGAAUCUCAAAUCCACUGGAGAGAGAAGAAGAAUCUUUUAAGGAAAAGAUAAGGUCGGGGAGAGAAAGACGAGUUGUAGAAAUGAGCGGAGCUUUGCUGAGGAGAAACGGUACAAUCACCCGGUUGUUACAGAGGAACACGAUCACCGACCUUACCAACCCCGUCGCCAGAAUCCAGCCGAUUCCCGUUAGCCGAGUGUAUGCAGAGACGAAGACUAGAGCUGACUUUCGGUUAUUGCAUUUUCUCAGGAAAGCCAGAGAGUAUGAGGUGUCUCCUUCGCUCUUCACCUCUUCUUUCUCAUCUUCGUCUUCUUCUGCAUCAACCGCGUCUUUUUCGAAAGUCGGGUUUGUCGGCUGGUAUCUUGGCAUGGUAAAGUCUUGGCCUGUUUUGACAAAGAGUGUCACUUGCUCGCUUAUUUACAUUGCCGCUGAUUUAUCGUCUCAGACGAUUUCACAGUCCUCUUCAGAAUCUUAUGAUUUGGUGAGAACAUUACGCAUGGCGUCAUAUGGGAUGCUAAUUUUAGGACCAUCUCUUCACUUCUGGUUCAAUUUUUUGUCAAGACUCUUUCCAAAGCGAGAUCUAAUUACAACGCUUAAGAAAAUGGCCAUGGGGCAAACACUUUAUGGACCAACCAUGACAGUUGUUUUCUUCUCUUCAAAUGCAUUUCUACAAGGUGAAAGCAGAACAGAGAUUGUUGCUCGAUUGAAGCGAGAUUUGCUCCCCACGUUGCUAAAUGGUAUUAUGUACUGGCCAAUAUGCGAUUUCAUAACCUUCAAAUUCAUCCCAGUACAUUUACAGCCGUUGGUAAGCAAUGGAUUUUCAUAUCUAUGGACAGUCUACAUGACAUACAUGGCAAGUCUGGAGAAAGUGAGCACAAUCGGGAACAAGCCAAACAUCCAGUUGACUAACUAAACAUUUGCCAGUUCUCUUUCUUCUUUUGGAUCUUAGAUUGACUGGAGAAUGCCUUUGGGGGAGUGAUAUCAACUUAAUUCUUUUAGCAUCUCUUCUGGAAAGCCAUGCUGGGGUCGAAACUGAACUGAGAAACUUACAAGCUGAUUCAACUAACUGAUAGCAACAAUUUUCAAACUUUAUCUAGUAUUCUUGAAAGUUUUAGAUACUUCCACAUGUUUUUCCAAAGCAAUGAUUUGAUGUUUAUGGGAAAAAAUUUGUUUCGUUGAUCUUCUUACAUAUGGAUAUUAGAAUUAGCUCAUCCGUUGAAAUUACUUUAUGAGAUUGCUGCUUUCCUUGUUUGGAGAGUUGACAAGGGUAGUUUGCUGCAAACUUGUCAGUUUAAUUAUGCUGCAUCCUCUUUAACAGGAAGCAUCAUGUAAUGGAAAGAAUUGAACUAUUUGUAACAGAGAAUCUUGCUUUGAGUUCAAUUUGCCAAGAUUUGCAUUCAA